Molecule: messenger RNA, 1644 nt
Organism: Aspergillus piperis CBS 112811
Lineage: Eukaryota; Fungi; Ascomycota; Eurotiomycetes; Eurotiales; Aspergillaceae
Exons: 3
Coding region: 1-1644 (547 amino acids)
Source: RefSeq, a predicted model, not a curated record
AUGGAGUCUGAUCGGGACUUUAGUAGUGCUGCCACUGACCACGCUCUGGAUGGGUACAGCAUCGUCCAUUCACCGCCAUUUACUUUUCUGGUCGGCCCCAACCACACCAAGCUUACCAUCCAGUCCGGCCUCGCCCGUCAUGUCUCCCAGCCACUCGACCAUCUCAUGAACAGUGGGGAGACCCGCGAGUCAAAGCACCACAUCGCUGUCCUGGAAGAGUAUGACGUCGAAACUUUCGUCGCCUUCUGCGAGUACGCCUAUACCGGCGACUACCGUGUGCCACCCCCGGGGUCGCGCGAAGAGGACCGUGAGGAGCAGGCCGUAAACAAUCCGUUUCGCGGCGUUUUCUCCAACGAUCCUUCCAGCCCAGCAGCCAUUCCUCCGCGAGCCCCGACACCCCCUGGUCGACCGGUAGACCAACCCCAUGGGGACGACCACGACAAGUCUCUCGAUGAUGGGUGGAGUCGUCCGGACGAAGAGCACAGGCCCGCUGUAGUGGAGCACAGUUUCCCGGGCAAGGAUGACGACUGGGAGUGUGCCAUUGCUGAUGAUGAGCCCCAAGAACCAGUACCUGCGACAAAAGAGGCAAGCGAGCAGCCUCCUCCAACUCCCGCAGCGGAGCAGAAUGAUGGCGAUGGAUGGGACGCCAUUGGAGAUGAUGCAUCCAAGGGAAAGAAAGAGGAAGCCGCGCCCAACCUGACACCUCCAUCCACGCCACCCCCCUCGAACUCGAAGCCGGAAGAGGAAGCCGCCAAUCCUGCUUCUGAAACCAACGCAGUGUCUGAGGAUGUCCCUCCAACUCCUGAGGCUGCAGAGAUACCUCCUGCUCCGGAGCCAGCUGAUAAUGCGGCGGCGGCCUCAUCGCCCACCGAGAGCUGGGAACACACUGCGCCCACGCCUCCAGAAGAUGGGGCAGACGCCCCCAGCAAAGAGGACAACAAAGACCAGAAGGAAGAGACACAGCAGAAGGAGAGGGAAGAGUCCAAAGAGCACCAGGGAGUCACGGCCAGACGACAGACAGGUCCAAUGAUCGACACCUCUUUCGCCAGGCAGCAGUACUCCCGGAUGAACGAGAAAGGGACCAGUCUCUGGGACGAGUUCUCAGCCAUCGACUACGUCGACCCCCGCUCUUGCUCCGUGACGAGGCCUCCAAGCGUCAUGUCUGCUCGGUCCCCGUUUGAGCUGCCAUACCUGGUCUUCCAUGCCAAGCUGUACGUCUUUGCGACCCGAUACUUGAUCCCUGCGCUGGCCCAGCUUUGUCUCCGCAAGCUCCAUCGCGACCUGCUGUACCUGGGAUUCGCGGAAUCGAGCAUCGAGAGUGAGGACGAGGAGCAGCAUAGCCUCAACACCACCAAGGCCAGAAAGGUUCUUGAUCUCCUGCACUACACGUACACCAAGACUACUCGUCUGGAGCCGAUCACCCCCACGUCCGCUACACAGCUGCGGGAUAACGAGCUACGGAAGCUGGUCGUGCACUUUGCUGCCUGCAAGGUGCGUGAUUUGGCGGCCUACUCUCCACCAGUAGAGAGUGAUCUUGUAUCUCCGUCGAGCAAGCCAUUGAAGCCUUCAGCGCGGGGCUUCCGUGCCUUGCUGGACACCACCACCGAGCUUGCUUCGGACCUGGUGUAUCGGAUGAUGAUGUGA